CCAGCGUAUGCAACGAUGUUUAAUGGUUGUCAAGGAUCAAUGCCAGCACGAAGUGUGCUCGAUCUUCGAAUGGAUCCAUUUGUUCACGAUCAAUUGUAUACGGCGUUGUCCAGGGUGAGAACGCGAAGAGACAUCAUGUAUCUAUUUGCAGAGGCGGACAAGGGACAAGGCUGUGCUAAUAUUGUAUUUCCUGAUUUGCUACUGUAAAUGCAGUAUAUCAUCGAAAGAGCCGACUGCGCGAAGGGGUGAGCUCGAGAUGCCUUGCUAGGAGUGGAGUCUACUGGGUGUUACUUGAUUCAACUGAGAAUAUUCUCGCAGUCUAACGAACACUGAAUUUCAACUCAUCCUUCAUCUCCAGAACCCAGAUUGAUACAUCAUGCCAGGCAUCUCGGGCUUACUGUUGGACGAUCCCGUUGACCCGCGGCAUAUCCUCUUCUCCACAGUCCAUAACUUCGUGUUUAUUUCUUGGCGCCACUAACACGUCUCCAGUGACAUCGUCUGCGUUCGGCGCGAUCCCUGCAAUCUUACGAACCAAAGCAUUUGGUGGUGCGUGUACCAAUGGAUGUUCCCGAAAGAACGUGUACAACAAAUGUUGGAGCAUCCGCAGUAUGUCCGUAAUGGGAUUGUAUGUUUUAU
Messenger RNA from Suillus subaureus, 636 nucleotides. RefSeq names its product helicase. NCBI's taxonomy places the organism in Eukaryota, Fungi, Basidiomycota, Agaricomycetes, Boletales, Suillaceae. The coding region runs from base 16 to 207 and encodes 63 amino acids. The record is from RefSeq and is a predicted model, not a curated record. The transcript has a single exon.